AGUAGAAACGAGAACCGUGUUGUCGGUUGGCUGGUUUCACGUGGUUCUACAUCACGUGAUUGGUCGCACACAAACUCCAACAAAUAUUUCGUCGACUCUCAAACCUGAACGAUACGCCAAUCCUCCGACAGCAGACAUGUUGAAUCUCCAUAGUUUCCUGGCAACUUCCGCUGUGAUCGCCGUCAUUAGCGCCGUCAUCUACUUCAUGCCUUCACCUAUUGACCCAGUACCUGUUGAAUUAGGGGGCCCCCUGCCGGAUUUAGUUGGUCCACUUGAGGUCAACACGCACCUGCAGAAGAUUCGCAAACUUUUUCAAGGUCAGCUUCUCGGCCCAGAGUCCUUUGCUGCUGGACACGAUGGUUCAAUUUACACCGGGACUGGCGAUGGAAAGAUCUGGAGAAUCAAAGAUGACCAGCUGACCCUGAUUGGCCGAACUGGGAUUGACCAUCCGGACUGCGGCAGCUACCAGCUAGAGCCCCAGUGUGGCCGGCCCAAAGGUCUCAAGAUGGACGCGGCUGGACGUCUGAUUGUGGCGGACUCGUACAUGGGCAUCCUACAGCUGGACGUGGUCACAGGGCAGGUCCAAGUUCUGGUAGACAGUUUUAAUGGAUCCAGGUUUAGAUUUCUCAAUGGCCUUGACAUUGGGCCGGAUGGCACCAUCUAUUUCACAGACUCGAGCACUAAGUGGGAGAGACGAGACUACAGGUACGAGGUGAUUGAAACCAACCGAUUGGGCCGAGUUCUGGCACUGGACCCAGGGUCAAGGGCAGCCCGACUGGUGCAAGACGGCCUGUACCUGGCCAAUGGCGUCUGUGUCUCGCUGGACGGGACGUACCUGCUGGUAGCUGAGAUGAGUAUCUCGGCCAUAACAAAGAUUCACCUGAGCGGCCCCAGGGUGGGGCAGAGAGAGCCCCUGGUGACCAACCUGCCCGGCUACCCAGACAACCUGAAGCGGAACAGCCGUGGCUUCUAUUACGUGGGGAUGGGGUCUGUUCGCUUCAAGGGCUCAAGUCUCAUUGGUUCUUUCCUGGAUCUCGUGGCGCCAUACCCGCCAAUCAAACGGCUCGUUACAAAGAUCAUCCCCGCCUCUUUUUUUGACGUCUUCCUCCCCCGUCACGCGCUGAUGCUAGAGAUAGACGACCAAGGUCACAUAGUGACGUCACAUCAUGACCCUGGGGGUCACGUGAUCUCGGCCCUGAGCGAAGCUUUUGCACACGGCGACCAGGUGUACAUCGGCCAUUUCAAACUGUCGUUUGUUGGCGUCAUCAAAUUGUCUGACCUGCACGGGGAACACUGAGCGGGCGACGGAACUGGGUCACGUCUGCUGGUGAGACAUACAGAUGACCUUGACCCUGGACAUGCGACUGGUGACGUCUGCAUAAUGCUGUGUGGUUUAAACUGACAUGCGCUCUUGUGUUUGUAAACGUCAAUCCAAUUUUUUGAUUGGAUGUUUCAAUAUAAAUAAAUGAACAUGCUAGGUG
Physella acuta is the source of this 1481-nucleotide messenger RNA. RefSeq names its product adipocyte plasma membrane-associated protein. Gene Ontology annotation, cellular component: endomembrane system. The record is from RefSeq and is a predicted model, not a curated record. NCBI's taxonomy places the organism in Eukaryota, Metazoa, Mollusca, Gastropoda, Physidae. Gene Ontology annotation, molecular function: hydrolase activity.